Messenger RNA from Diplodia corticola, 1857 nucleotides. Its product is annotated as keratin associated protein 4. The transcript has a single exon. The record is from RefSeq and is a predicted model, not a curated record. NCBI's taxonomy places the organism in Eukaryota, Fungi, Ascomycota, Dothideomycetes, Botryosphaeriales, Botryosphaeriaceae. Bases 1 to 1857 code for a protein of 618 amino acids.
AUGUCUCCUCCUAGACCGUACUUCCCCGAUGACCCCCUCUUCCCCUCGGACGGCGUCUUCCACCCGGAAGGCUCCGUCCCCCUCUACGAGUGGGAAGUCGCGCACAAGAUCCGCGACCCGCCGGGCGCCAAAGCCAUCGAGGACAUGACGGAAGAAGAACAAAUCCAACACGCCAUCAACCUCUCCCUAGCGGAAGAAGGAGAAGAGGACCGCGAGCUCCCCGGCCCUCCGACUCCCCGCCUCCGCCCCAGCUCCAGCUCCAGCUCCAGCCCCAGCCCCAUCCCCAGCCCCGGGCCCUUCGCCACCACCGCCCUCGCCGCCGCCGACGCCCUCGCCGCCGCCGCCAACGACGACGACGACAACGACGACGACAACGACGACGCCACGAUCCCCGUCGUGGAGGACAGCCAGUUCCUCCCGAUCCACCAGCUGUUCGGCGCCGUCCACCACCAGGGCGGCGCCGCGCUGUCCAUCGACAGCGCCUUCGACGCCUUCGUCGGCUUCCUGGCCUGGGCCUACCCCGGCGCGCAGUUCGACGACUUCGCCGCCCGCCGCCUGCUGUCCGCCGAGCAGCAGCAGCAGCGAGCCGCCGAGAGGGAGGCCUGGGCCAGGUCGCAGAGGGAGGCGGAGGAGGAGAAGGCGGGAGAGGAGGAGGAGGAGGAAGAGGAGUGGAGGGGAGACGUCUCCGUCUCCGUCUCCGCCUUCCCGAACGACAACCCUGCGGGACAGCAGCAGUCUCUUGCUGCGGUCCUCGGCUCCGGUGGGCAGCAGCCGCCCGUCCCCUUCGUGUCGCUGGGAGACGUCGAGGGUCCGGCAGGGGGGGCGCUGGCGCCUUCUUUGUCGGAGCUGGAGUCUGAGGGCGGGCAGGAGCCCGUGGGUGUUGUUGGGGAGGGAGGCGAGACGGAGACGGAGGAAGAGGAAGAGGAGGACGAGGACGAGGAGGAGAAGGAUGAGGAGGAGGAUGACGACGACGACGACGAUGACGACGAUGACGACGAUGACGACGAAGACGAUGAUGAUGAGGAGGGGGAUGGUGCGGCCUUGCCCGCCAACCAGGGUCCGGCGGUUACGGCCGCCAACACCACCACUCCCGUCUUUGCUGGCGCUGCCGUGCGCCCGCCCAUCAGAAGGUGCGCGUGGAUCCACGAGGAGAUCCAGGCCGCCGGCAGGGCCAUGGAGUGGGUGUUGUCGGUCGACCCCGGCACGUGGACCGUCGACGACCGCUACGACAGGUGCGCGGAGCGCAUGGAGGCGGAGUCGGGGUUCCGCCGGACCCAGCGGGCGGUCCGCUCGGCGUACAACCGCCUGGUUCGCAACCAGACGGGCGUCGACGAGCGGAAGACGCCCAAGCCGCACCGGCUGCAGACGUCGGUGCAGAAGACCGGGGCGCGUUCUGCCGCCGUCUGGAAGUCUGCAGCCGCUGCGGCUGAGGCGGGCAAGGCCGCUGACAAGGCCUUGAAGGAGGAGAGGAAGAGGAAGAGGGAAGAGGAGAAGGAGGAGAGGAGGGAGGAGAGGGAGGCGAAGAGGAGGAGGAAAGGGGAGGAAGAGGAGGACAAGGGGAAGGGGAAGCGUCGCCGGGUGGAGGAGGACGAGGAGGACGAGGUCGUUGCGGAGGCCCCUCGUCGCAUCAAGAGGGUGCGCUUCGCACCUCGUCCCUCCGAGUCACCGAAGCCCGGUGACGAGGAAGAGGAGGAAGCGGUGGAGGUGCCGGCCGCGGCGGGUGCGGCUGGUGAGGGUUCUGCUUCCGCAGGGCCCAAUAUCCAGGCUGCCCUGGUGGCCGCGGACGAGGCUCUGGCGCGCCGCCUCCAAGAGGAGGAGGGCGUCGGCAGCCGUUCGCGCCGCACUCGUCGCGGUUAG